GUCCACCAAACUUCAUUUCAAAGAUUUCUUUUUAAGUUAUCAUGCUAUGGAUUAAAGUAAGAGAAGUUCGGAUGCUACGUGAAUAUUUUUUUUUCAUUGUCAUGUCCUCUCCUAGGUUUUAAGUUUUUUUUUUCAUUGCAGUGUCCUCUCAUAGGUAUUAAAAUUUUUAAAUAAUAGAUAUAGAUAGAAAUAUUUUCUAUAAUUAUUUUUUGAAAAAUUUAAAAUAAAAAAAUUAAAAUAAGAAAAGAUUGGGUGUGUCGCGCGGAGCGUGGACGCCCUUAUCUUUUCACUCAACCCAUAGGAAAUCGCAGCACCGGCUCCUGCCAAACCGUUUGUUCCGCCGCGGAAACCCUUGCUUUCGUACGCCACCGCCUGUUCAGCCUACGAGGCUCCGGCAGUCGCCAGUCGGCAGCCACGAGGCUCCCACGGUGAAGAGCGCCAAUUCACAUUCAGGCUUCCACUACCAUCACCUCCAUUACCAGCAACGGUCGACAGUCGCCUGCCUUGGCUCUUGGGGAUUUGCAGGCAACGUCAAUUUACUCCAGAUGGUUCGACAAAUGAGUGACUCCAAAUUCAGUGAAUAUGGGCUCAGCAGUGCUGAAACCAGCUUGCCUUCUCGUGAUAAGCAGUCUCCAGUUGCUGUAAGGAAAGCACCAUUAAGAAAUUUGCAAAAUGACAACAGAAUUGUGGUGCCCAAAGCCACGGGGAAUUCUCUCUUUUCAAAGGAGAGAGGAUCCGAAAAUCGGGUUGGCACCAAGAGACCAUCACCUGAGUCCCCAGUGAACCCUGCUUGCCACCAAUCUCAAGGUAGUAAUAUGGCAAAUGGGCAUCUCGUCUAUGUUCGCAGAAAAUCCGAAGUAGAUGUAGGUAAGAGCAGCAGUUGUGAUGCCACAAGAAAUCAUGUUGAUUGCCAAGAUUUAAAGCAACUUGGCCCCCAGGAGGAGACAACCCAGCCAAAACCAGAGAUAAAGGAUACUGAGAUUUCUUUUCCAGCAGUUGCACCCUUUCCAGUGGCUUCUUUGGCGAACCAUUCAUCUGGCAAACCUUCAAUUCCUCUUCUCAGUGGAAGGUCUGGUGUCAGGUUUCCCCCGGCUGACUCAAGUUAUAUUCCUGUUACUAAUGCUAUUCCUUCACUUGAUAAUCCAACAAGAAGAAUUAAUCGGCAGUGGGAAGAGCGAUCUCUUCAACUAAAGAUUUUAUUGAGGAAAUUGGACCAAUCAAAUCGAGAGGAUUAUGUUCAGAUGCUUCGAUCCCUUUCAUCUGUUGAGCUUAGCAGACAUGCUGUUGACUUAGAAAAGAGGGCAAUUCAGCUUGCGUUGGAGGAAGGAAAGGAGCUCGAACGAGUCCGGCUUUUGAAUGUCUUGGGAAAAUCCACGAGGGAUUUAAAAGCACAGUCAACACAAUGAGGACUGAGGAAACCAUGGAGGGCAGACUAGACACCCUGAAGCAUUGUUUGCCUAAGACUGCUCAAUAUGACACCCAUUUGAUCCUUUCUCCAUGGCUUUCUGACGACUGGCAGCUGCCACCAUUGUAACUAUAUUCUGCUGGAAAUGUCUUCUUCAGGUGUGAAGGCUAUUGACAAUUACAGAACCUAAUUUUAACCGUAUGUCUGCCGCUUUAUAUAAUGUAUGGCAGUUGCUAUUUUCACCA
Malania oleifera is the source of this 1650-nucleotide messenger RNA. RefSeq lists its product as uncharacterized. NCBI's taxonomy places the organism in Eukaryota, Viridiplantae, Streptophyta, Magnoliopsida, Santalales, Ximeniaceae. The transcript has 4 exons. The record is from RefSeq and is a predicted model, not a curated record. The coding region runs from base 546 to 1406 and encodes 286 amino acids.